AUGACCAUAUUUGGUCGUGGGUCGGCCUCGAGAAAAGAAAAUACAAGAACUUCAAAGCCCACGGCAUUGCUCGAUGGCGUAACAACACCGGCAACGGGUUUCGGUAUCCGUUCCUAUCUUCAUCAAUUUUAUCAAUCGCCAACUGUUGAAGAUAUUGAAUCUUCUGGAGCCUGGUACCUUUUGCCACCACCACCAGCACAGCGGACAGGACUUUGGCUUUGUCGUGUGUUGACCGUUUUUGGCCUAAUCCUAUUGAUUGGCGGAGCGGUCGCCAUUGUUGUCGGCUAUACUUGGCCUCAUGAAGGAGUCGAAGAAUCGAUUGCACGAAUUGCCGUCUAUCAGGAUGAAGAUGGAAGCUUUUAUGUUCCACCGGAAAAGCUUGCUGAAAUAUUGAAGGAUCCGAUGCGUCGUUGGAAAAUGUUUG
Messenger RNA from Acanthocheilonema viteae, 424 nucleotides. The record is from the annotation of a GenBank genome assembly. NCBI's taxonomy places the organism in Eukaryota, Metazoa, Nematoda, Chromadorea, Rhabditida, Onchocercidae.